CCCACUCUGCAGGAAAAGAAAUUGGCACGGAGAGAUUAGGUAGAUAUCGGGGGUCACAGCCGAUCCGCUGUGACCAGCCCAGCUCCCGGGCUCAGGAGCUCCCCUGAGGGACAUCUGGAGACCUUUCUCCGCCCUAGGCACCUCCUCUGUCUCUCAGCGCCCCGCCCUCCCAGCCCUGGGUCCCCUGGACGUGACUUUAGCCCCAUGUCCUUCAUGCUUCUGUGUUUCAUUCUCCUUUCUGGGAGAUUUCCUGGCCUUGCACUUCGACCGUUGCGUUGCAUUUUUAACUUCCACUAGCUCUUCGUAUUUUCUGUUCCUUUGUUCUAACAGCGUCCAGACCUCUUCCGGGGUGAGGACUCUCCUGCUCCCCCAGCACCUUCUGGGGGUGGUUUCCUCUGACUUCUGUGUCAUCCUGUUUCUUCCCUCUCCUCUUCCUCUGUGUGUGUGUGUCUCUGCAUGUGCGUGACUGAGUGUGUCUGUGUGUGUGUCUGUGUGCAUGCAUGACCAGGUGUGUGUCUGUGCGUGUGUGACUGUGUGUCUGUGCAAGACCAGGUAUGUGUCUGUGCGUGUGUGACUGAGUGUGUGUCUGUGCAUGACCAGGUGUGUGUCUGUGCGUGUGUGUGACCGAGUGUCUGUGUGUGUGCCUGUGCAUGUCCAUGACCAAGUGUGUGUCUGUGUAAGUGUGUAUAUGUGGGUCUGUGUGUGUCUGUGUGGGCGCCAAGCUCUCGCUCACCCUCAGAUUCCUGUUGGCCCACCAGGGCCACUCACUUCAGAGUGCUGUGGGCAGGUGCUGAAUGUCAGAAUGUUGGGGGUCCCGUAUCUCCAGCAGGACUCCUUGGACCUGCCACGGGUGCUGGGAACCAAGUGGGAAAGGGCUGGGGUCUCUCAGGCAAUGUGGAAAGUUGUGCACGCCCGCACACACACCCUCCCUGUUCUCAGCAGGCUCUCCCUUCUUCCCCGCCUGCUCCCGUGGUCAUGCUGACAGCUCUUCACAGUUCCUCUUCCGUCCUGAGUGGGCACCGAGGGUCAGUCAGCAUUUCUUGGUGACCAGCUUGUGUGUCUGCAGGAGCGGGAGCCCCGUCUCUGUCCUGCCAGCUCUUCAGUUGCUUGCCUUCCCACUGCUUGAGUGUUUUCAAUCCUUCAGAAAGUCCUUGCCUCCCAAACAGCCCCAAAACUGGGAAGGACCUGUCGAAAAUUCCCUGAAAUGUUCCCGAGUUGGCCACACGGGAAAAGGUGCUCAAAAGAAGGGAUUGUCCUGCGGGCAAGGCCCAGGCAGCAGUGAGGACACUCCUGGACACCUCGCUGCCCGGCCCUGCCUCAGACACAGAGCCACCCUCAACUCUGGGGAGGCACCUGUUCAGGGCCAGGGUGCCCCUCCCAACCCCCGCAGGCCUGACGGCGGCCCUCCUUACAGCCAGCACCGAGGCCGAGCACGGCAACACCAGGCAGACGGUCCUUGCAGGGGAGGCCUCGCCCGGGACAGACAGGAUGCAGAGAUGGCCCUGGUCCUGCGGGGCAUCAGGCCCCAUGGUCACCACAGAGACAGCGGCCAGCCACAAGCGGAAACCCAAGUCCAGGACCCCGGGAGGCGUCCCUCCCUGGGCAGGGUGGGCCUGACCUUGUGCCCAGUCCAAGGACUAGGACCACCAGCUGCCAGAAGGUCUCGCAGGGGGGUGGGGGCGACAUCUUCCCAGAGGCGCACCCGCCCCAGUGCCCCCACACCUGUGGCCCAAAGCUGCACCUGCUUCAACCACCGCCGGGGACUACCCACUUGGACCCAGGUCGGCGCGAAGAGAGGCAAGCAGUCAAGGAUUACAGGGGUCGGGCAGAGCCGUCCCCGGGUGCCAGGCAAAUGCAGGCCCCCACCAGGCCAGGGCCUCCCCAGGACAGGUGCCCCAUCCCAGGGAAGGUGUUCUCAUGGGGGGACCACACACAGCCCUGGGAGAGGAGCCAGCAGGAAGCCAUGCAUUGGGUGUGGGGUCUGGGCCAGCUGAGCAGGGCAGAGGACAGCAGAGUCAGGGUCUGAACAGGCACAGAGAGGGGAUACCGCUGCUGUCCACAGUGUUGGGGGGGGCCACCCCCAUGGGCAGCCACAGCAGGCAUGCCCCUGCCUGCCCUGGAACC
Messenger RNA from Diceros bicornis minor, 2124 nucleotides. RefSeq lists its product as uncharacterized. The record is from RefSeq and is a predicted model, not a curated record. Lineage: Eukaryota; Metazoa; Chordata; Mammalia; Perissodactyla; Rhinocerotidae. The transcript has a single exon. Bases 795 to 1994 code for a protein of 399 amino acids.